Molecule: messenger RNA, 1896 nt
Organism: Capronia epimyces CBS 606.96
Lineage: Eukaryota; Fungi; Ascomycota; Eurotiomycetes; Chaetothyriales; Herpotrichiellaceae
Product: fimbrin
Exons: 1
Coding region: 1-1896 (631 amino acids)
Biological process (GO): actin filament bundle assembly; actin filament network formation
Cellular component (GO): actin filament; cytoplasm; actin filament bundle
Molecular function (GO): actin filament binding; calcium ion binding
Source: RefSeq, a predicted model, not a curated record
AUGGCGGCCAUCCUCAAACUCCAGCGCAAGUAUCCCCAGUUUCCACAAAACGAGAUUUUCCAGCUUCAAGAUGCCUUCCGCAAACUCGACGUCGACGACAAGGGCUACUUGGACGAGGCGACGGUCAUCAAAGCCACCCAACAGUCGGAAAGAGAAUCUUACGACGUGGUCAGACAGGCGCUGAAAGAGGUGGACCUAGACAGCUCCAGACGGGUAGAGCUGGAAGACUAUGUCGACUUGAUUGCCAAAGUCCGUCAGUCCUCUCCCGCGCAACAGCGCAUCUCGAGUGGUCCUCAGCGACCAGCCGCGGGCAAUGGGUUGCCGUCGCCUGGCCACGCAUCGAAGUCUAGUCUCGGCGGCAGCACAGGAGGAAGGAUUCAAGUGCAAGGUUCCUCGACCAAUGUCAGACACACCAUCAACGAAGAAGAGCGUACUGCCUUUACAACCCACAUCAAUGCGGUCCUUGCCGGCGAUCCCGACAUCGGUCACCUCCUCCCUUUUCCUACCGAUACGUUCGAGAUGUUCGACCACUGCAAGGAUGGACUGGUGCUGGCCAAGCUCAUCAAUGACAGUGUGCCGGACACGAUUGACGAGCGAGUCUUGAACAGGCAGGGCGGCAAGAUCAAAACUUUGAACGCUUUCCACAUGACCGAAAACAACAACAUCGUGAUUGAAUCUGCGAAAGGUAUCGGCUGUUCCGUGGUCAAUAUUGGUUCUGGGGAUAUCAUUGAAGUCCGCGAGCAUCUGAUCCUGGGCUUAAUCUGGCAGAUCAUCCGACGGGGUCUGUUGGGUAAGAUUGAUAUCAAGCUACACCCGGAACUGUAUCGGCUGCUUGAGGAAGAUGAGACUCUGGAGCAAUUCCUGCGACUUCCCCCCGAACAAAUUUUGCUCCGCUGGUUCAACUACCACCUCAAAAAUGCAGGCUGGCCUAGAAGGGUGGCCAACUUCUCCGGCGACGUCAAGGACGGCGAAAACUAUACGGUCCUACUCAAUCAAUUAAAACCAGACGUUUGCUCGAGAGCUCCCUUGCAAACCCGAGACCUUCUGCAGCGUGCUGAACAAGUCCUGCAGAAUGCCGAGAAGAUUGACUGCCGAAAAUUCUUGACCCCAACGGCUCUUGUGGCUGGAAACCCCAAGCUGAAUCUCGCCUUCGUUGCCAACCUCUUCAACACCCAUCCUGGUCUUGAUCCGUUGACUGAAGAAGAAAAGCCAGAGAUUGAAGAUUUCGACGCGGAAGGUGAACGGGAAGCCCGAGUCUUCACUCUCUGGCUCAAUAGUUUGGACGUGCAACCCCCGGUCCAUUCUUUCUUCGACGAUCUGCGGGAUGGUACAGUCCUUCUCCAAGCCUACGAAAAAGUGAUUCCCGGGAGUGUCAACUCGCGCCAUGUCAAUAAGCCCCCCGCGCAUGGCGGCGAGAUGUCUCGCUUCAAGAUGGUGGAGAACACGAAUUAUGCCGUCGAACUGGGCAAGCAGAACCGGUUCUCCCUCGUCGGGAUUCAAGGCGCCGACAUCACGGACGGUCAGAAAACACUGACGUUGGGUUUGGUGUGGCAGCUCAUGCGUCGAGAUAUCGUCAGCACGCUUUCAGGCCUUGCACAGCGUAUGGGCAAACGCGAGUUGUCCGACUCGGACAUGAUCAAAUGGGCCAAUGAUCACUCACGCAAAGGCGGCCAAAACUCGUCGGUCAGGUCGUUCAGAGACCCAGCCAUUACCAGCGGCAUCUUCCUCCUCGACGUACUGAACGGGAUCAAGAGUGGCUACGUCGACUACGACCUGGUGACGCCGGGAAAGAGUCCUGAGGACGCGUAUGCAAAUGCCAAAUUAUCCAUCAGCAUUGCCAGAAAAAUGGGUAUGUUUGAGUUUGGGCCGGCCGUGUGGUUGACAAUGCCAGGCUAA